AAGCAGCCGACAAACAGAAGAUACUAUCUAGCAGCAUGGCGGGCCGCUCUGAGGCCGUCCUGCUUUCGCUGCUUCUACUCUUGGUACCGAGCCAGAGCCGUAACACCGGCUUACAUCCGGGCAGCGUGGUCAUCCUCAACCCUACUGGAGCUCCUCUCCCCACGGACAUCCCAGUAAGAGACUCGUCCGAAACCCCUAAUACUCCCGCAAAGGACCAAACCGGCGCAGGCUCCACCGAAGCCUCUGUAUCAAGCACCUUUGCAAACGUAGCCACGGAAGACAGUCCUGGAAACGUCCCUACAAACCUUCCUCCGGAUGUCCCAACGAGCCUUCCCACAAAGCUCGCAACGGAUGUCGCCAAGACAGAGCUGUAUAACCUGGACAAGAAUGAAACUGGGUCGUUCACGUCGCCCGUCCCUGAGAGUUCGCCGAUGUCGACGUACCCUCCGAGUACGUCCAAACAGGAGGAGAUCUUCAAUGAUCAGACGACGAUCUUGUCGACCGACGCGGUGACUGUGCCGCCAACGGACCGGUCAAGCACUGCUGCCGCUACCGACACGAGUCCGACUCCCGAAGACCCAAAGGGACCGUCAUGUGCAGCACCCGAUCUUCCACGAUGGAGACCAGUGCCCAAGACGCACCGCCUGCGGCUGUCAAGGGCUAACGCGGCCUGCGCCCCGAGCUGCGACUCCAACCGGACCCGGGACGAGGCUCCGGGAGCGACGCUGUCCCUCAGCAUACAGAACCUUGACGAGAUCCAGCUGGACCUGGAUCCCUCGAUGGACUGGUGGCCGGGCAGCAAGAACGGCAGCGUGGCCAGUCGUGGCACCGAGGUCCGGCUGGCGCUGCAGUCUCUCCAACAAGGAGCCGCGGAGCAGCCGUGCACGUUGGACGACUCGCUGCUGCUCUGGAACAAGGCGUACGUGGUGCCCGGGCUCACCGUCGGACCCGAGAUACUCACCCCGGGAAGCCACGCCCUCAGCCUUCACCUGUCCGGCUCGGAGCCCGGCUGCAGCGGCCAGGCCGCCUGGCUGCUCAACGUGAGCGUCCACGCGCGGGAGUGCUCCAAAUCGCCGCAGGACUCCGACACGUGCUCCGGCGGAGGCGCCUGCGUGCUGGAGCCUGGGCAAACGUCAUUCUCGUGCCGCUGCUGCCCCGGCCUCAGGAACCGCUUCUGCGAGGAGCGGGACGGCUGCUUCACAAGGCCGUGCCGCAAUGGCGGAUACUGCGUCGACAUAGCCGAGGGACUCACCGGCACCAUGUUCCAGUGUCUCUGUCUCAGAGGAUUCCGAGGACGUCGUUGUGAGGAACGCCUCAGUCCCUGCGAGACACUGUCUUGUCCUCAGGGCACGCACUGCGUUCCAUCGUCCAACGGCAGCCGCACCUGCGAGGAAGACGUAACUCCCGCACCCAGUGCCGCCGCGUCUGGAGUCUCGGACAUUCCAACCACGGGCACCGUACCCGUAGCCCCCAAACCAGACGCCGUUCCCGAAACCAGGAUGCCACCCGCUCCUCCGGUCAUAGCAUCGGCCACGUCCUCGUCUCCGGUGUCGUCGAGCAGCGCCGGCGCCUGUGCGGGUCGGCCCUGCGUGCACGGCAUGUGCGAAGAACGACGUCGCGACACGGACCUCCUGGUGGUCGGAGGCACCGACGAGGACCCAGGCUCGACGUUCAAGUGCUACUGCCUGCCGGGCUACGGCGGAGACCUGUGCGAGUUCGAGUACGACGAGUGCGACUCCGGGCCGUGCAGUCACGGGGCCCAGUGCGAGGACCUGGUGGCCGGCUUCCGAUGCCACUGCGGGCCGGGCUACGCCGGCCGGGCCUGCGAGAUCAAGGUGGACCUGUGCCGGCCGGACCCAUGUCCGCCGCCCGCCCAGUGCGUGGACCGCGGGAACAACUACAGCUGCCUCUGCCACCCCGGAUACGACGGUCCCGGGUGCACCCAACGCUACGACCCGUGCUUCCCGAACCCGUGCCAGAACGGCGGCUCGUGCUGGCCCAGCCUGGACUCGUUCUACUGCUCGUGUGCCAGGGGUUUCUCGGGGGACACCUGCGACACGCUCCUGCCCUUCAUGGCCGCCGCCCCGCACGACAAGCAGACUCCCGGCGCCCUGCCGCGCAGAGGAACUCCGGACACGGCCGCUUCCGGCCGCUCCGGCCCCGUGGACCAGCUGCACAACAUCUACAUCGCGGCAGCCACGCUGGCCGGGGCCUGCCUCAUCGUGCUGGCCGUGGUGACGGUGUGCCACUGCCGCGUCCACCACAGCUACCGGGGCUGCGUCAGGCGGCUGGGACGCUCCUGCGCCCAGCUCAAGCAACACACGCUCGAAGACCCAGACAAAUCCUGGCUGAACCUGCAUGGGAGCGCUUCUGAGCUGGCGGCGGAGCCGCUGGCUGCCGGCUUGGACAGCCUUCGGACGCCGCUCAUCCCGUGAUCGUCGUCCAGCGUUCCAGCCGCCCAGACUGACCCCAGCGGCGGGGGCCUUUUAUAGCGCCACUCCGUCAUCCGCUUGCGCCGCCAACGCUUCUCUCCGCUGUUUAGAGCAAGAGUUGAAGUUGAGCGCUACAAAGUAUCGCGAGAGGGAUCCGACCACGCCGGUGACGUGCCGGACCGCCAGCCAGCCGAUCGCCGCUCAAUGCCUGCUUCUUGGGUGCUGGCCACGUGGUCGAGAUGCCGGGAAAAAAAGUCUUUGUUCCAUUCUUCUUCUUUUUUUUUUUUUGUGGUUGUUCACUUUCUUGUAGCCGAUGAUGUUUACCUUGUUUUAUCCAUUGCCCUAUUUUAUGCGGAUGAGCAACAGCUGGUGGGACACAAGGUCUCAGUAUUGUCCCGCGAAUCAGACCUGGGUGAACUCCACAAUGGUAUGACGUCACAGAGCUGUGAGGAGUGUUGUGUGGGUUUGGCUUUCAGCCAGUUCACGUUCAUAUUCAACCGUGCAUUCAUCCAAAGACAGGCGCAGGAGCGUAGUUCUGCAGAAUCUAUGAACGCGCGUAGUCGCGCAACGCAUACACUUCUUAACGUUUCUCUCUAGCUCGCACUCGUUCUCCUCACAACGUUAGACUUAAAUCUUUUGAAAUAAAAUAUAGGUCGGGAUUGGCUGAAACCUUCUCUCCAGCAGCUGUUGAAAGGACGCGUAAUUUUGGGGUUUUAAAAACAUGCAGUACUGGCUUUCACAAUCAUACAAUCUACUAUAGAAAACCCUCUGAGCGAUUCGAUAGUCACUCCUUAAAAAAAUGUAAAUUGUACCGUUUUUUUUUUUUUUUCUUUUUUAAAUUGCUGUGGCGAAAUUGUACCUUUGUCUUUUUUUUUCGACCGCUGUCUCUCGCCCGUGGCAUCUGCUCGGAGUGGGUCCUUCACAGGGACACCAUACUUGCCUGUUACAUAGUUAGAACGAAGACAGACCUGACCAGCUCAACAAAGGAGCUUAAAUAAGAGGAAGGGGCAAAUCAAGUACCCUGCCCCCGAUCGCAAUUCCUCAAAGACUGCAGAGGAAACACCAUCGAGGUAAAUUAACAAGGAACCUGAGUCUGAUAGAGAGAACAGAGGGCUGAAAACACCAUCUAGAGAGGGCAUGGCAGGUCAAAUUGCGAUCUGGUUCCUUCACUUUUUGAACCUUCUUAGAUCUAAAGCUAACGUGUGCUGAUUAAUUUUUCAAUGAAGUCACUAGUUUGUCAUCAGAAUUGUUUGAUAACGAAAAUGUCCGUGCGACAUUGCCCGUAUUGCUCCCCAAGCUUGCAAAGUCGCUUCGUUGACAUCGGCAUUCGUUAGGACGUUGUAUAGUUAUGCGACCAGCAAAUGCUCUUCUUUGCUUUUCAAAAAUAUCACUGUUUAAGGUGAACACGUUCAGCAUUGCAGAGACCUUGUUGCGCGGCACAAUGGUGAAUGUCUCGGUCCUCUAGAAUCAUACGUAUAUUGCUAGUGUUGAAGGGUCACUUAAGCAUCAGAUCUUCUGUUAGUCAUUUCAGGAUGGUUGCGGCCAUAGCCUAAUUUUCUAUUCUCGGGCACCUGUAGCUCGCACCAUAUCGAAUGUUAGUGAAGACAUAGCAGUUCUCUUCGCGGAAAUGUUGCAAUUUUCAAAAGUAAGCCUCGAAUUAUUUAUAAGAUGUUGCUUUCUCCCUUGUUUUUACGGGAUGGCAUCGGAAAUGCUAUUCCUGGUCUCUAACGCAAUAUUCGGCUUAAGUGGCCCUUCUGAUGACUCGGGUAAAGCAGUUCCUUUAGCAUCUGCUUUGCAAAGCCGACAAUCGACGCAGAGAGUAGACAGGCACUAGGUCGUAACGACACACGCCAGAGCAUGUGAAACGCGCUCACGUGUGCACAAUACCGGGAAAGUUCCACAAUGCUUCUUUCCGGAAGCUGAGUCGAGAUGGCAACAAAUGCCGUAGGCGGGCGACAUAUAAAAAGCACCAUCAUGAGAUGACAAGCAGGCAAGAACACAAAACCAUAAAGUGGAAGAUAGCCAACUCCAUCUGUCGGCAUAAUGUUUUCACCCCCCCCCCCCCCCCCCCUAUUUCCUAAACUUAUCAAUGUUUCGUUGCCCUUGCAUGUUGAACACUUGGUCACAGCGUUUGAAAGCUCUUGUUUUCAUCUCAUCGUCCGAUCGACAAGGCUCUGCGCCAAUUUCAGCAGCCGGCACCUCUACAACCGCGUGUGAUGACCGCAAAGUGUCGAGUAUCCAGACUCCCCGCACGGCAUUUGUACGCUCACCUCUCGCAAGCUCAGUUCCACCAUGCCGCCCUCAGCUAGCCCACGCUGGCUGCAACCUUCGCUUGCGGCAAAACGAUCUCAACCGUUGCCACGGCCUACCGGGUCUUACCAUAGCGUCCUCGGCUCUAGAGUCGACAGAGAACCGGCCAAGUGUUCUUUUUUCCAGCCCGUUUAUUCUUUACGUGUUGUUGAGUGUCUCGAAGAUGUCGGUUUCUUGCCAACAGAAAACGCACCGUCUGAGCCAUGCAUUUAUUGGUCCCCGUUGCGUCCGGGAGUGUGCUCGUCCAUGUAUAAGCUUUGUAUAACGUUCCGCACUUGGCGUGGUAGUCUUUUCGUCUGUGCUUCGUUUCAACUCCAUCCGGCUCUACCGUCCCUCCUACCCAUCCAGAGAAGUAUCGACGCCGCAAAAACCAGUAUUGCGCGGCGCGCCUACAUGUGUGCUUUUUUGUUGGCCACGGUUUGACAAUAAAAUACCGUGUGUACAGGACCAAA
Messenger RNA from Ixodes scapularis (black-legged tick), 5194 nucleotides. RefSeq names its product delta and Notch-like epidermal growth factor-related receptor. The record is from RefSeq and is a predicted model, not a curated record. NCBI's taxonomy places the organism in Eukaryota, Metazoa, Arthropoda, Arachnida, Ixodida, Ixodidae. Gene Ontology annotation, cellular component: protein-containing complex; plasma membrane. Bases 36 to 2435 code for a protein of 799 amino acids. The transcript is spliced from 9 exons. Gene Ontology annotation, biological process: heterophilic cell-cell adhesion; establishment or maintenance of epithelial cell apical/basal polarity. Gene Ontology annotation, molecular function: calcium ion binding.